Molecule: messenger RNA, 1404 nt
Organism: Cynocephalus volans (Philippine flying lemur)
Lineage: Eukaryota; Metazoa; Chordata; Mammalia; Dermoptera; Cynocephalidae
Gene: KMO
Product: kynurenine 3-monooxygenase
Exons: 15
Coding region: 1-1404 (467 amino acids)
Biological process (GO): L-tryptophan catabolic process; quinolinate biosynthetic process
Cellular component (GO): mitochondrial outer membrane
Molecular function (GO): FAD binding; kynurenine 3-monooxygenase activity
Source: RefSeq, a predicted model, not a curated record
AUGAACGCCGGUAGAACAGACAGAAAACUUGACAAUAGUCAGGUUGGAUCAUUAAGUGCGUGCUUCCUUGCGCAGAGGAAUUUCCAAGUUGAUGUCUACGAAGCUAGGGAAGAUAUUCGAGUGGCUAAAUUUGCACGUGGAAGAAGCAUUAACUUGGCCCUUUCUUAUAGAGGACGACAAGCCUUGAAAGCCAUUGGCCUGGAAGAUCAGAUUGUAUCUCAAGGUAUUCCCAUGAGAGCAAGAAUGAUUCACUCUCUUUCAGGAAAGAAGUCCACAAUUCCCUAUGGGACGAAGUCUCAGUAUAUUCUUUCUAUAAGCAGAGAAAAUUUAAACAAGGACCUAUUGACUGCUGUUGAGAAAUUCCCCAAUGUGAAGGUGCACUUUGGCCACAGGCUGUUGAAAUGUAACCCCGAGCAAGGAACUGUCACAGUGCUUGGAUCUGACAAAGUUCCCAAAGAUGUCACUUGUGACCUCAUUGUAGGAUGUGAUGGAGCCUUUUCAACUGUGAGAAGUUACCUCAUGAAGAAACCCCGCUUUGAUUACAGUCAGCAGUACAUUCCUCAUGGGUACAUGGAAUUGACCAUUCCACCCAAGGACGGGCAUUAUGCCAUGGAACCUAAUUAUCUGCAUAUUUGGCCUAGAAAUACCUUUAUGAUGAUUGCACUUCCUAACACGAACAAAUCUUUCACGUGCACUUUGUUCAUGCCCUUCAAAGACUUUGAACAGCUUCUCACCGGGAGUGAUGUGCUGAAUUUCUUCCAGAAUUACUUUCCAGACUCCAUCCCUCUAAUUGGAGAGCAAGCGCUGGUGCAAGAUUUCUUCCUGUUGCCCCCGCAGCCCAUGAUAUCUGUGAAGUGUUCUCCCUUUCACUUUAAAUCCCACUGUGUGCUGAUGGGAGAUGCAGCUCAUGCCAUAGUGCCAUUUUUUGGGCAAGGAAUGAAUGCGGGCUUCGAAGACUGCUUGGUAUUUGAUGAAUUACUGGAUAAAUUCAAUAACGAUCUUAGUAUGUGUCUCCCUGAAUUCUCAAGAUCUAGAAUUCCAGAUGACCAUGCGAUUUCAGACCUAUCCAUGUACAAUUACAUAGAGAUGCGAGCACAUGUCAAUUCAAGGUGGUUCAUGUUUCAAAAGACCAUUGAGAGAUUUCUUCACGCCAUUAUGCCAUCUACGUUUAUCCCUCUCUAUUCCAUGGUCACCUUUUCCAGAAUAAGAUACCACGAGGCGGUGCUGCGCUGGCGUUGGCAGAAAAAGGUGAUAAACAAAGGUCUCUGUUUCUUCGGCUCACUGAUAGCCAUCGGUAGCACCUAUCUGCUUGUGCACUACAUGUCACCGAGACCUCUAGACGACGUAAGAAGACUGUGGAUCUGGAUCACUCACUUCCAGAAUACAGGCCACGUUUCCCUGUAG